AAGUACAUCUUUACUCCGCAAAUUUUUCACAAGAUAAUCAGUCAAAGAGAAGAUCUACUACUCCUUUACUAAUACCGAUUAAUGAUAGGCAGUGCUUUAGUAUUUCUUUUCCACUUUUAUUAACACCUAAAAGUUUUCAAGAAGAUACUCAUCAAAGACUUAACAGUUUCGCCAACUCUGCCCAAGAAAACUAG
This is a messenger RNA of Dentiscutata erythropus, 194 nucleotides long. NCBI's taxonomy places the organism in Eukaryota, Fungi, Glomeromycota, Glomeromycetes, Diversisporales, Gigasporaceae. The record is from the annotation of a GenBank genome assembly.